This is a messenger RNA of Caenorhabditis briggsae, 2637 nucleotides long. Bases 1 to 2637 code for a protein of 878 amino acids. The transcript has 5 exons. Gene Ontology annotation, molecular function: zinc ion binding; nucleic acid binding. NCBI's taxonomy places the organism in Eukaryota, Metazoa, Nematoda, Chromadorea, Rhabditida, Rhabditidae. The record is from RefSeq and is a predicted model, not a curated record.
AUGACGACGAUCGGGAGCAAGUCAAGAAGCAACAAGGACAAGUCGGUGGAUUCCGAGAAGAGUGCAGUGAGGACGGCGACGAUGGAAAGCUGGGCAGAUGCGAUGCAGAAUCAGGUAACGCUGAGAGAGCGAAAGAAGCUUGUCAAAGGUUACGCUGAUUUCAUCGGAACCAGUGAGACAGUCGUGGAGAGUGUGCGUGAGCAGUUGGGCGUGCACAGCAAAUGUUCAGAGAGACAGAAAGAUGUGAUCGUGAAGCCAAUGAAAGAGUUUGUCAGCGAAUUGACAAAGCGCUACAACGAGCUGGGCAGUGGAAAGUGGGAGCGCGUUGUGAUGCGCAUAAUGCGAGAAAACGGGCUGGAAAAAUUGGAAGACUUGCGGGAUAGAGAGCAAGCAGAAUUCGAGGAAAAUCUGGAGCGAACAAGCAGAGAAAAGGAGUUGUUGGUCGAGAAGCUUGAAGAAGCGUGGAGAGCCGCCGAGAAGGCAGAAGAAACGAUUGAGGAGCUGGAAAGGGCACUGCUGAAGGAAAGGAAAACGUCGGAAAAGUGGAAAAGCCAAUGGGAAAGAGAAGGUAAGAAGAAAGAAAUACAGUCAAGAAAUAAAGAGAAAAUUCAGGUGCACUCAAGGAGAUCGUCGUCAAGGAGUUCGAAUGGUUCGUCGGUGAAUAAUUGGGAAGUGAAGAGCAGUGUGGGGGAUUUUCCGCGAGUCAGCGAAAGAAGAAAGUGUGAGCGCGACAGUGAGAGAUGUUCGCGAGUGUCACGGGACAGUUCGCGAAUGGAUUUAGAGCGAAAGCAAAAGCAGCCGAUGUGGGAGUUUUUGAUGUCUGUGGAGAAAUGGUCGAAGAGAGCGUUUCCACAUCUGGAAGAAGAGACACUGUCACAGCUGAGAGUCACAAAGCUUAUGAGAGCGCUGCGGGAUGAUCCGACGAUGCAAAAACUGAUGACUAUGAAGCGAUACGAGGUGGCGAAAAAGGAUCAGUACGAGUUCCUUAAGGAUAUCGUUCUUCAGCAAGAGAACGAAGACAAGAGAAGGCAAGGGCUCGGAAAAUCGGAUCGACACGAAAAGAAGGAGAAUAGCUGGAAAAAGGAGAAGAGCAAGGAGGUGAAACAAGGAGACACGGAAACGGAAAAGAAUGGGUCAGAAGACAGUAGCCAUGGGAACAGAAGUGAGAGUAGUGAUCAAUGGAGAGCGUCAAUAAAAUGUUAUAAAUGUCAAGUAAUGGGGCAUAUAGCUAGAGAUUGCGAUGCAAAAGUGAUUCACCACGUGGAAACUGAUGGAACAGGAAGUGGCGUGGGCGCGAAAAUGAGGGAACAAGUUGAAUUGUUGGGUCAGAAGCGCAUAAUGGUUAUCGACAGUGGCGCAGAAGUAUCUGUCAUGUCGACAAAAGUGUGGGAUGCACUGAAGAAAGGUUGUGUGAACUGGAGGCAGAGAGUCGAAGUACUGACGAAGCCAGUGUUCGCCUUGAGGAAUGCCUCAGGGAAGAAGAUGCCGGUGAAAGAACAACUAAAGAUGCCAAUCAUGGUGAGAGGAAACAAGGCUGAAGUGUGGUUCCAACUGGUGGAAGAUAGAGCGGAAAUUCUCUUGUUGGGAACGAAUGCUUUUGAAAGUAUCGGUGUUGAGCUGGCAUGGAAGCCAAAGCAGGAAGAGCGCGUAAAGAAAGAGGGAAAAGGUCCAAAAGCGAAAUGGGAGAGAAAUGCUGAGCGUGCGAAGUGUGAGACAAGUAGCGCUACAGUUAAUCAUAUCAUGACUGAGGGAAAUGUUGUUGAAUACAAUCAUUUUUGCAGAAAGCUGAUGGAAGAAGGAGGCGGAUGUAAAAAAGGAAAGUGCACAGUCCAAGAAGGAGACAACGUUUGUUCAAGUGUGCAACAACUCGGAGUGGUGCUGUCAGCCAAAGGAAAAGGUGUGGAUUUGGAAAAGGGGAAUUUGUUAAAAUAUUCCAAAGAAUUCCAGGCACAAAUGACAACGGUGGAGAAGGAGGAAGCGUUGCAGAAGUUUGCAAAGGAGUGUCCCCAAGUGGCAGAGGCAAUUAGGAAGGAAGGUGCAUACGCAGGAUGGGAAGAAGCAGCGGUGAAGAUCAGAUUGGCGCUGAAGAGUGAGAUCAAGCCAAGGAAGACGAUCAUCAAGGAGCCAGCAUUGAUAGUUUCCCCAAGAUUGAAAAUCUCGGGAAGAAGAAACAUUCUGGAAGUUCGGAAUUCGCAUGGACGCGAUUUCAUUGAGAAGUACGAGUGGAAGGAUGUGAAGAAUGUGCUCUGGUUGUGGAGAGUCACAAAGGACGAGAAGGUCAACCAAAAGAUCUUCGAAAUGAUCAAGAAGUUAGCAGAAGAAGUACCAGAGGUCACGAUGAUGCCAUGCAAGCUGGAAUGUGUCAUGAAAGAAGUGGAUGCGGUGACAGAGGAUUGGAGAAAGAGGCUGAAGACGUUGAACAACGUGAAGCUCAUUGAUCCAAAGAAGGAAGUCGGAAAGCGGAAGAUGCCGCUCAUUGGGACAUCAUCGGAUGCGUAUGAGUCGAAAGAAUCGCUGAUCGACAGAGCCGCCGAAAAAUCGCAGACGACAUUGCUCGGACGUUACACAGUCUUUAUCCGCGCUAGAGCAGUUAUGAUCUCAAAAGGAUACAUCGCACAGCUGGAAGAGACAAAUUGA